GCGUGCGCUCGCUGGCUGCCACUUGAUAUGCUGACAGCCCUGCAAUUUUGACAAGUGAUAAAUGUCUGUGCUGAUUGUUUCAAUAAAGAUGGCUGACGGUGAGAAAGAGGAGGCUAAAAACCUCCAAAUAGAAUUUGAGUGGGUACUACAUGUUGAGGUACACUCAGUUCUUAAGAAUCUCCACACACUUCUUGUGGAAUGUGCACAUCGCUUUCCAGUGCCAUUGUAUGGCAACGAUGGACGAAAACAGGACAAGUUCAUAUUGACAGUUCCACAAGAUCAUCUGAAGUGUGUGGUAACGUUGACGGGUGAUAGUAUAUCCCAUGCUGACAUUAGUUUUAAGGUACAAAGAGCGCAAAACGCUGUUCAACGAACGUCCAUCAAUCAAGACUCACCAUGGAAACUUCAACAAGUGCAGGACGCCGCGAAUCAUUUACAGCAAGCCAUACAUCACAUUGACAAUGUAGACAGCUCGUACCAUUUCAAAUCAUCCGAUGAAGUCUUACACAUUUUGAGCAAUAUUUUAGGCGCAUUGCAGCGAGGUCGAACGGCGCUAGUCAUUCCCAAGAAGAAACCGAUCGACGAGCUCAUGAAAAGUAGAAAUAUGAAAUCACUGGCACCAAACCUUCCAGACGAUUUAGCAAUCAGUUUUUAUUUACAAAGCCAUAAAUUGAUUUUUGCUGUAUAUCAAUUGACAAACAUUCAGGGAACUAUGAAAUUUGAUUCCUGCCAAGCUGAAUGCUCCGUUCCAUGGCUGAACGAGGUUCUAGUAUUGUUUACAGUGGCGCUGCAAUUGUGUCAGCAAUUAAAAGACAAAAUAUCGGUAUUUUCUCAGUAUAAAGACUUUACAGUAGGAUCUCGAUCGCCGUCAGCCCUAUCUUACUAAAAAAAAAAUGAAAACAACAACAACAACAAAUGAAACGUGAAAACGAAACCAAGAGCAUGCACACAGAAUUGUGGCGGUGUAGUGAUAAUAUAAUGCUAAUCUAGAUAUCUUAUGAUUUAUAUACACUUUUUGUUGUCCUUCGUUUCCGUUUCGGUUUCAAAUUUUUUUUAUCUUUGUUUUGGUUAAUAUCAUCAAAACAAUUUCGAUAUCGUUCGAAAACCGAUCCAGCUGAUCUAUAAAUCGCAUGCAUCGAAGGAAACAGUAAGAUCAUCUAAGGAAAAAAAAACAAACAAAUUUAUGGUAUUGAACAAUAAAAGAAAAAUGGAAAAAAUAUCGUACACAUAUAGGUUAAGAGAAAAACGGAAAAUGAAGAAAACAAAAAAUAUUGAAAAAUCUCAACAACAACAACAACAAAAAGAAACAUGAUGUGCUCGAAACGAAAAACCAAUGGAUUUGAUAGUGAUCUGAAUAUUUCUAUAGAAGAACAAACUUCGAGGAAAUAAUUAGCAGAAAAAAAAACAAUGGAAAUAGUCAAGUGGGCGUCGAUGAUUAGAUUAGCACAAAUUUACCAUAGCUGAUUUUAAGUGCUCCCCCUGUGCUAAUCUAUGAUCGACGACUUCGGUUUGACAUUUGACAUAUUUUUUUUUUCGGAUUUGCCUUCAAUUUUCUUUUGUUGAAACAACCACUGCAAUGAGAAACGUUGUCAACACGGCAUAUCGCCAGCUUAUUUAGAUAAUCAUGCUAAGAAUACAAAUAAUUUCACACACGUCUACAUUUAGAAAAAAACAAAUGAAAUCCACUCAGCAUAUUUAUGCAAAUCGCAUCGCAUACUUAAUCAUUCAUUUUGCAAAAAACAGCAAACAAAUAUGUAAACCAAUUGUACAUAACUUCUUUUUUGAUGCAAAUCAACUAUAACAACAACAACAAAACAACACUUAUGAUUUUAUUAAUUUAAUUAUUAUUUAUUGACCAAACUAUUGUACAUAUAAAAAACAAAUCAAGUUAUUGUCUUCUUUUUUCUUAUUAUUAUAAAAAUAAUUCUUGUUUCUAUGAACUACUUAUUUUUUUAAAUGAUUACUUAAGCAAUUUUUAUUUUUGAUCAAAAAAAUUCGAUUAAAUGAAACCCAUAUUAAAUUUCAAAA
Molecule: messenger RNA, 2028 nt
Organism: Sitodiplosis mosellana (orange wheat blossom midge)
Lineage: Eukaryota; Metazoa; Arthropoda; Insecta; Diptera; Cecidomyiidae
Product: protein rogdi-like
Exons: 7
Coding region: 62-886 (274 amino acids)
Cellular component (GO): RAVE complex
Source: RefSeq, a predicted model, not a curated record